Messenger RNA from Aspergillus caelatus, 757 nucleotides. RefSeq names its product scytalone dehydratase arp1 (gene arp1). The transcript has 4 exons. Gene Ontology annotation, biological process: melanin metabolic process. NCBI's taxonomy places the organism in Eukaryota, Fungi, Ascomycota, Eurotiomycetes, Eurotiales, Aspergillaceae. The record is from RefSeq and is a predicted model, not a curated record. Gene Ontology annotation, molecular function: scytalone dehydratase activity. The coding region runs from base 199 to 696 and encodes 165 amino acids.
UCGCAUUGUAUGUCCGCCAUUUGGCCGAAGACCGAGGACUAUUCACGAAGUUCGAGCCGACGGUACGAGGACCUUUGAUGGGGACGUGCCGUAAUGUUUUGAAUGGUAGAGUAACAUUUUAUAUCACUAGAGAUUUUUACUGUGUGAACUGGAGCUCGCUCCCCUGUAUCCAGAGUUAUACGUUCUAAAUUCCAUACAAUGGCACCUACUACCAAACCAACCUUUGAAGAAUGGCUAGAGGUCAGUGAGCUAGCAUAUGAGUGGGCGGAGAGCUACGACUCCAAGGACUGGGCACGCCUUCGGUCUAUUCUAGCCCCUACUCUAAUGAUUGAUUACAACAAAGUCAAUAAUUCCAAGUUCUCUGAUCUGCCUGCGGAUGAUUUUGUCGAGAUGAUGAAGGACCCACUGUUCUUAGGCGACCCCAAUAUCGAUUCUCAGCAUAUGCUCGGCCUUACCAAAUGGGAGAAAACGUCGGACGAUGAGAUUGUCAGUCACUCCCAAUCGAGGGCUGCUCAUGUCCGGUGGGAGGAGGGACGGGCCGCUGUGGCGGCGAAGGGCCAUGGACAUGGAGUUGUCACAACUACGUAUCGGAAGAUUGAUGGGGCAUGGAAAUGGGCGGGGAUCAAGACAUUAGUGCGCUGGAAUGAAUAUGACUUUGAGAGGGUUUUUCGGGGAGCUGCUGGCAAGUUCGACUAGCGCGAGGGCGAGGAUAAGAGGGAUUGCCAUCUGGAGCGUAGAGCUUCAAGCCCUAAAGAAC